AUGACUAUGUUUCAGACCAUGGGAGGAGACUUUUCAGGGAAGAACCAGGACUGCUCUAAAGGAAUCUACGCUCUGUCAGAGAUGUCUUUUCUCAUGUUGAAAAAGCCAAACUACAAAAAGUUAGAUCUCCAGGUCUUUGCCACUUUUUUUGAAAUCUACAGUGGCAAGGUGUUUGACUUGCUGAAUCAUAAGGCCAAGCUGCGGGUAUUGGAAGAUAGGAAGCAGCAAGUCCAGGUGGUGGGCCUACAGGAGAGAGAGGUCAAAUGCACAGAAGAUGUCCUUAAACUAAUCGAAGUCGGAAACAGCUGCAGGACUUCUGGGAAGACAUCAGCAAACGCCCAUUCCUCCAGGAGCCAUGCCGUUUUCCAGAUCAUUUUGCGCAGACGAGGAAAGAUGCACGGAAAGUUUUCUCUUGUCGAUCUGGCUGGAAACGAGAGGGGAGCUGACACAUCCAGUGCAGACCGCCAGACUCGUCUCGAAGGAGCUGAGAUCAACAAGAGUCUGUUGGCUCUGAAGGAAUGUAUUCGGGCUCUAGGACGAAACAAACCCCACACUCCAUUUAGAGCAAGCAAAUUGACUCAAGUACUGAGAGAUUCCUUCAUUGGAGAAAACUCUAGAACUUGCAUGAUUGCUACAAUCUCCCCUGGAAUGGCAUCUUGUGAAAACACUUUAAACACUUUGAGAUAUGCCAACAGGGUCAAAGAGUUUGGCAUAAACCCUUCAGAUAUCUCUUUCACACAGAGCGGGGGAGGAGGGCGAUCUGAGUUGUCACCUACUUAUGAGGUCCAGGAUCUAACAGUGGAUCCUCUGGCAGCGAUGGACUGUCAUCAGGCUGGACACAUUAACCAGCUGGAGGUGCUUGAGGCCCAGUGGGGAGUUGGCAGCUCCCCACAGAGAGAUGAUCUGAAGUUGCUCUGUGAACAGAAUGAAGAGGAAGUUUCCCCACAGCUCUUCACUUUCCACAAGGCUGUGUCUCAGCUUGUGGAGAUGGAAGAGCAGGUUCUUGAGGACCACAGAGCUGUGUUUCAGAAGUCGAUUCGUUGGUUAGAAGAUGAAAUAAGUACUUUUAGAAAUGACAAAGGAGGUAGACUAUGA
Boleophthalmus pectinirostris (great blue-spotted mudskipper) is the source of this 1095-nucleotide messenger RNA. Its product is annotated as kinesin-like protein KIF2A. Gene Ontology annotation, biological process: microtubule-based movement. The transcript is spliced from 10 exons. Gene Ontology annotation, molecular function: microtubule motor activity; ATP binding; microtubule binding. Bases 1 to 1095 code for a protein of 364 amino acids. The record is from RefSeq and is a predicted model, not a curated record. Lineage: Eukaryota; Metazoa; Chordata; Actinopteri; Gobiiformes; Gobiidae.